AUGAACGGGCGGUACUACGACGACGACGCCGGCGGCGGUCGUUUCAUUCCGUGGUGCGAUGCGCUACUGGUGCUGCCGGCGUGCUAUACGGCGCACUGGCGAGACUCCGACUACGACGUCGACGACGAGGCGCGUUUCGCCACGGGCGUUUGCUGCGCGGCGGCAGUGCUCGAGCGGUGGAAGGUGUGUCCUUCGGUAUGUUGGUGCGGCGGUGCGAGCCGGGCCUGGUGCGCAUCGUGCCGCGGGAUCGCGACCCUCCUGACGGACUUCAGGCACGGCGCUCUGACGGCCUGCGCGGUGUUGGCGUUGGGUCCGGCGGGGCUGGACGCUGCGUCAAUGGUGAUGUCAGCAAUUCGGUCGGACAGCUACUGGUUCAGCGGGUGUGCACCACCCUCCAAGGUGGAAGAGGGCGUCCAGCUCAAUGCCUGUUCUGAUGCCCACCAUGAUGCCUGA
Molecule: messenger RNA, 453 nt
Organism: Acanthamoeba castellanii str. Neff
Lineage: Eukaryota; Discosea; Longamoebia; Acanthamoebidae
Exons: 2
Coding region: 1-453 (150 amino acids)
Source: RefSeq, a predicted model, not a curated record